CAUUCAUUUUACGUCUGUCUUUAAACUGUAAUUGGUACAAUCCCUGAACCACAAGAUGGUCAAGGAAGAUAGAUCAACAUGGAAGUCCAACUACUUCUUGAAAAUAGCUCAACUUUUGGAUGAAUAUCCUAAAUGUUUUAUCGUCAACGCAGAUAAUGUGGGUUCCAAACAGAUGCAGCUGAUCAGAGCAGCUCUCAGAGGAAAAGGAGUUGUACUUAUGGGUAAGAAUACCAUGAUGAGGAAAGCCAUCAGAGCUCAUAUUGAGAAGAACCCAGACUUGGAAAGAUUGCUUCCCUGUAUCAAACAGAAUGUAGGAAUUGUUUUCUUGAAAGGUGAUUUGAUUGAAGUCCGAGACAUCUUACUGGCAAACAAGGUAAAAGCCCCAGCCAAGGCAGGAGCUGUUGCUCCCUGUGAUGUAAAGAUACCAGCUCAGGCUACACAGUUAGGACCAGAAAAGACUUCUUUCUUCCAAGCUUUACAGAUUCCAACCAAGAUUACCAGAGGAACCAUUGAAAUUCUGAAUGAAGUGAGUUUGAUCAAAGAAGGAGACAAAGUUGGACUUUCCGAAUCCACCUUACUCAACAUGUUGCGCAUCUCUCCUUUCUAUUAUGGAUUGUUGAUUCAACAUGUGUAUGACAAUGGUACAAUUUUUGAACCAGCAAUUUUGGAUAUUAAAGAUGAAGACCUUCGUGAAAGAUUCAUGCUGGGAGUAAGGAAUAUUGCUGCCUUAUCUCUGAUCAUUGGAUACCCAACUGUAGCUUCAGCUCCUCAUUCUAUGGCUAAUGGAUUUAAGAGACUCCUGGCCAUUGCUGUAGGAACAGACUAUACAUUCAAACAAGCAGAGAAGACUAAGGAGUAUCUGGCUGAUCCAUCUAAGUUUGCUGCUGCUGCUCCAGCGGCUGCCGCCCCAGCUGCUGGUGGUGGUAAAGCAGCCACCAAGAAGGAAGAGAAAAAGGCUGAGCCAGAAUCUGAAUCUGAUGAUGACAUGGGAUUUGGACUCUUUGACUAAAUGUCUAGAAAUUAACUUUCUACAACAGUCAUAAUGCGAAAAAAGUGUUUUUCAUGAAAUUAAAAAGUUAUGAAAAUUUG
This is a messenger RNA of Mytilus californianus (California mussel), 1089 nucleotides long. RefSeq names its product 60S acidic ribosomal protein P0-like. Gene Ontology annotation, biological process: ribosome biogenesis; cytoplasmic translation; ribosomal large subunit assembly. The record is from RefSeq and is a predicted model, not a curated record. Gene Ontology annotation, molecular function: large ribosomal subunit rRNA binding; structural constituent of ribosome. The transcript has 10 exons. Gene Ontology annotation, cellular component: cytosolic large ribosomal subunit. NCBI's taxonomy places the organism in Eukaryota, Metazoa, Mollusca, Bivalvia, Mytilida, Mytilidae. The coding region runs from base 56 to 1009 and encodes 317 amino acids.